AUGAACGGUGUAAUAGAGGCGCUGCACAUCUACGAUGAGCAUAAUCGUGCGAUACUCUCCCAUACCUAUACAUCACGCCCUCUUUCGGCCGCCGUCCUUCUUCCCCUGUAUCUCGAACAUCCGGCUCCGAGACCCAACUUAAUAUACCUACCAAAUACCAACCCUCCGACCCUUGUAUUUAGUCUUAUACAUGCAAAUAUACUUUACUUGGCAACCUCUUCUUCUGAGAUAGAGCCUCUUCUCGUCCUCGAGUUCCUCCAUCGCAUAAUCGACGCUCUUGAAGAGUUCCUCGGCGCGCCGGUCCUAGCGCAUAAGAUCGAAGCGAAUUACGAUGUCGUUGCUCAACUUCUUACCGAGAUGUGCGAUGCCGGCACUGUUAACACCACAGAACCGAACGCAUUGAGGGAUGUGGUCGAAGUAGAAGGUCUACUAGGGAAGCUAUUAGGUAGCAUUAAUAUACCUGGCAAAUCCCCUAGUAACUCAAACACACCGUCCCUUAUAGCUCAAACUACGCCGGCUCUCCCCUGGAGGCGAGCAAAUGUGCGACAUACAUCAAAUGAGCUCUACGCCGAUAUUGUGGAGACGUUGUCUGUCACUCUUGCACCAUCUGGUAGGCCAAUCGCUGCAUAUGCGAAUGGUACUAUUGCAUUUACGUCUAAGGUAUCUGGAGUCCCGGAUAUCCUCAUAAAUAUCACUGGGCCCUCGGGAAAGCAUAACCUAAACAGCGUUAUGGAAUUGCCAGUAUUCCACCCAUGUGUACGAUUAAACAGAUGGAAGGAGAAUCCAGGAGAACUCAGCUUCAUACCCCCGGAUGGACGCUUCAUCCUUGCAGGCUAUGAAGUGGAUUUACUACCUUUCACCAACGGAAAGAGCGGGAACUUGAGUUCGAACAGCCUAAGACUUCCAGUAAAUAUUGAGGUUAAAACAGGGUUGGGAUCAACCGGCUCAGACUUCGAAGUUCGGCUUAAUAUCAACAAGAACUUUGGACCUUCUAGUUCUUCAAUAUCAGGGUCAUCUGGUAGAGGUGGCGGCUCAGGUAGCAGAGGAUUCGGGGGACCACACCCAGGCUCGGCCGGCGCGCCACUAUUGCAAGACCUUAUCGUCUCAGUGCCGCUACCUUCCGAAGUUAGGAACCUUUCAGAUAUUCGACCGAGUAAAGGAGACGCUAGUUUUAGUGCAGGAGAUAGGGUAUUGGAAUGGCAUAUACCCACAAAGGAACUUUCCACCGGGACAUCUUACUAUGGCCUUCGAUGCUCAGUCCAGGGUCCUCUAGCUGAAGGUCAAGAAGAUACUGAUCCUAAUGGGUUCGGUUUCGGCAAGGACUAUACUUACGACGAGCCAUAUCAAAGCAAUGCCAACGAGAAGCCCAAAGUUGGCGAAGCAAGCUCGGACAGUGAGAAGGACGCAAAAAGAAUUGCCCAGAACAAGAUCCUUAUGCCGAGCUCUGCGUCUGUUAGCUUCUCUGUCAAGGGGUGGCUAUCAAGUGGAAUCAAGGUCGAGAGCAUCCUCAUUGACCCGAGAAAGAGUCGAGGUAUCGGCGAAGGAAUAAAACCGUAUAAGGGUGUGAAGUAUCUUACUAUCAGCAAGGGGGGACGCAAACGUAACUGGCCUGCGGUGAUGAGUGGUAUGUCGCCGGCUCAGCUCAACCGACUUUCUCAGUGCGGCGGUAUACUCCAUGGGUCCAAUUGGCCGUCGAAAUUACGUAUCAACAAAAGGGAAGAGACCGCGGACUGCUAUCUUCUUUCCAGAACUAAACUAAUUAACUCUACCGUUAUUAUAGGCCAAGGAGUCCAGAAAGUCGGAAUGCUUACGCCCUGGAUCGAAGCCUUCCCAGCUAGAGCCGCGCAAAUAAUUGAUGAGAUAGAUAGUUAUAUGGGAUACAAGCUGUCCGACAUAAUACAAAAUGGCCCAAGCCGAGUACUAACCGCAACGCCCAACGCCCAGCCGGCGAUCAUGGCAACCUCCAUCCUCAUUCUCCGCAUCCUCGAGAACGAAUUCAACUUUGAUAUAUCCAAGCGAGUAGAUGUAUCGCUCGGGCAUUCACUGGGCGAAUUCGCAGCUUUAGUAGCAGGUGGUGUAUUAGAAUUCGAGGACGCUUUAUAUAUGGUGCGCAAACGCGCGGAGGCUAUGGCGGAGGCUACCCAGAAGGCCAAAGAAAAAUACGGAGGAGAAUAUGGCAUGGUAGCCGUCGUUACGGAGCCCGAGUAUUUAACGCAACUGAUCGAGGCUAUAGACGACUUCGUGGGAUACCGCAGUGCUGGCGCGAGGAGUGAGAGCGCCGACUCCAUGAAGCCUAUCGACCAAGUGCUUAUCGCAAAUAUCAACAGCAAGAAUCAGAUUGUGCUGAGUGGGAAUAUACAAAGGAUCAAGGAACUGACAGCUCAUGUCCGACAAUUCCUUGGCCACGACCCUAGAGCGGUUCGAUUACAUAGCGACAGUCCAUUCCACAGUCCAAUCGUGAGACCGGCAGUCAACGUGAUGCGAGAACUAGUCUCGAGGAAGAGUAGAGUAAAGGGCCGCGAAGACAAGGAUGUCAUCACGUUUCCGGGCCGACUUCAAUGUGUAAGCAACGUGAGUGCGCGGCCAUUCGAAGACGCCGCGGAUGUGAAAGACCUACUGGCGCGACAAUGUCUCGAAACUGUCAGAUGGUGGGACAGCAUCAAGUAUCUGGAUCAAGAGCAGAAGGUUAGAAGGUGGAUUGGUAUUGGGCCUGGAAAAGUUGGUAGGAAUCUUGUAGGAAAGGAGGUGGGCAUGCGCGGGAUGGACUCGGUUAAAGGGGGCGGCGUCUGGGCCAUCACCGACCCAGUCGAGAUCGAGGAUGUCUUGAAAGGAUUGGAAGAGACUGAGUCAGUACAAGAGGAGGAAGAGGAGGAGUAG
Molecule: messenger RNA, 2877 nt
Organism: Daldinia loculata
Lineage: Eukaryota; Fungi; Ascomycota; Sordariomycetes; Xylariales; Hypoxylaceae
Product: Adaptor complexes medium subunit family-domain-containing protein
Exons: 5
Coding region: 1-2877 (958 amino acids)
Biological process (GO): intracellular protein transport; fatty acid biosynthetic process; vesicle-mediated transport
Cellular component (GO): mitochondrion; clathrin adaptor complex
Molecular function (GO): [acyl-carrier-protein] S-malonyltransferase activity
Source: RefSeq, a predicted model, not a curated record